Molecule: messenger RNA, 908 nt
Organism: Phragmites australis (common reed)
Lineage: Eukaryota; Viridiplantae; Streptophyta; Magnoliopsida; Poales; Poaceae
Product: GTPase activating protein 1
Exons: 3
Coding region: 193-690 (165 amino acids)
Source: RefSeq, a predicted model, not a curated record
AAGGGAGGAGAGGAGGAAAGCAGCUGAAGUCAUCCACAACCUCCCGGGCAUACGACUUCUUAUUUUUUACCUUAAAGCUGCGUUGAAGCCAGAGCGCUUUAUAGGUAGAGAGAUCAAUCGAGAAACUACAGAGAAGACCUGCGGGGAAGAGAAUUCAGAGAGGAGAGGAGGGAGAGGAAGAGGGCUAGCACCAUGCUGGACCACCUUGUUGGGCUGGUGAAGGUGCGCGUGGUGAGGGGUGUGAACCUGGCCAUCCGCGACCUCCGAUCCAGCGAUCCCUACGUUGUCGUCCGCAUCGGCAAGCAGAAGCUGAAGACACGGGUGAUAAAGAAGAGUACCAAUCCGGAAUGGAACGAAGAACUGACCCUCUCUAUUGAAGAUCCUGUGGUUCCUGUUAGACUGGAAGUGUUUGACAAGGACACGUUCAUCGACGAUUCAAUGGGUAAUGCAGAGCUGGACAUCCGUGCGCUGGUGGAGGUUGUGAAGAUGAAACUUCAGGAUGUUGCCGACAACACCGUGGUAAAGAAAUUGGUGCCAAACAGACAGAACUACCUAGCCGAGGAGAGCACGAUAUAUAUAUCUGAGGGGAAGGUGAAGCAAGACCUGGUUGUCAGGCUAAAGAAUGUGGAGUGCGGGGAAAUAGAGCUCCAGCUUCAAUGGGUUGACAUCCCUGGUUCUAAGGGUGUAUGAGCUCUGCAUUGCCCUGCUGUUUCCUGGGGCUCGAACUAAAAGUAAAACAAGUGGAGAAUCCAAGCUAAGGAUGAUUGUGACAUAGCAAGUGUCUGUAAAAUAUCCUAGUAUGAGGAUCUCCUAGCGUUUUGGCGCAGAAAAAGUUACGAUCUCGAUGUUUUGAUAUUAUUGUAUAUUGGAUUUUCCUUAGAUAUAUUGAAGCAUCUGCUCUGCAAUUA